CCUGGUUUCCAGCUGAGUGCUUGCUCUCUCACAGUGUGUGUGUGUGUUGUCAUUAUUAUCCACUCUGCUCCCAGCUCAGAAUGGCCAGAUUCACUCAGACUGAAACAAGAAGGCAGCACCAUCCACAGCAGCCCCAGCCCGCUCACUCCAGCCUGGUUUUCACCGGACCGGGGGCACCACCGACCCAACAACCACUAUUACUUAUCCCACAUCAGCACCAGUAUCCUCAGAUCACAUUCCCGAAACCCAUGAACGGGUCAGAACCCAUUUCAAUUCAUCCGGAGAGCGGCAACAUGAAAGACCAAGAUGCAAUUAAGCUGUUUAUCGGGCAGAUACCGCGGAACUUGGAAGAAAAAGACCUCAAACCCCUGUUUGAACAGUUUGGGAAAAUCCACGAACUGACAGUUCUCAAGGACCGAUACACCGGCAUGCACAAAGGUUGUGCAUUCCUCACCUACUGCGCCCGAGAGUCGGCCAUCAAAGCCCAGAACGCCCUCCAUGAACAGAAAACACUGCCAGGGAUGACUCGCCCCAUCCAGGUGAAACCGGCUGACAGCGAGAGCCGUGGAGAAGACAGGAAGUUGUUUGUUGGGAUGCUGAACAAACAACAGACCGAGGAGGAUGUUUACCGCCUCUUUGAACCCUACGGAGUCAUCGAGGAGUGCACGGUCCUAAGAGGUCCUGAUGGAAACAGCAAAGGCUGCGCCUUUGUCAAGUUCUCCACACAUACUGAGGCUCAGUCUGCAAUCAGUGCCCUCCACGGCAGCCAGACCAUGCCAGGUGCUUCCUCUAGCUUGGUGGUCAAGUUUGCCGACACAGACAAGGAGCGCACCAUCAGACGUAUGCAGCAGAUGGUUGGGCAGUUUGGCAUCUUCAACCCAGCCAUCGCCCUUCCCUUCAGCACCUACAGCUCUUACGCACAUGCGCUCAUGCAGCAGCAGGCAGCCAUCAUGGCAGCAAGCCACGGAGGUUACCUCACACCCAGCGUGGCUUUCCCCGCCACACAGAUCCACCAGAUGGGGGCGCUCAACAUCAACAGCCUCCCACCCACCCCCAUGACCCCGGUGUCGGGUGAGUUUCAUCAAGCCCUGGGCCUCAGUUCUCCACCAGCCAACAUCACCACCUCCGCCGUGCCCAGCAUUGUCACGCCCAUUGUCAACGGAUUCACCGGCAUCCCUCAUCAGCCCAAUGGACACCCCGCUGUGGAGACUGUGUACACCAAUGGCCUGCCACCCUACUCUACCCAGAGUCCCACCGCUGCUGACACCCUCCAGCAAGCCUUCACUGGAGUACAGCAAUACACAGCGAUCUACCCAGCCACCACGCUGACUCCCAUUGGCCAGACACUGCCCCAACCACCCCAGGUCAUCCAGCAGCAGCAGCAGAGAGAAGGUGAGGGUCCGGAGGGUUGUAACCUGUUCAUCUACCACCUGCCACAAGAGUUUGGAGACAAUGAACUCAUGCAGAUGUUUCUGCCCUUUGGCACCGUCAUCUCCUCUAAGGUCUUCAUGGACCGGGCAACCAACCAGAGCAAGUGCUUUGGUUUCGUGAGCUUCGACAACCCUGCUAGUGCACAGGCAGCUAUUCAAGCCAUGAAUGGAUUUCAGAUUGGGAUGAAGAGGUUGAAAGUCCAGCUAAAGAGACCGAAGGAUGCAAGCCGCCCUUACUGACACAGCCUACCUUCAGUAUUCAUUGCAGCAGCACAGGUUUUAGAGGACACGUGAAGAUAUCUCGGAGGAGUUAAACUUUUUUUCUUUGAAAGCAAAAUAUGUUUUAAAAAAAUCAACACAUAAGGAAUUUUUGAAGACAUAUCAGCAUUUACUUAUGAAGAUAUAGGUUACGGCAGAAAAAGAAGAUGCGAAAGAGGAGCAGGCGCUUCACCGAGGGACUUAACAGUAACAGAUGGCACAGUGCAAGAAAGACGAGAAGAAAAAAAAACUGAAAAAAGAUGUGAUGAGACUGAACAACAGAACUUUUUCUUGUUGAGACUUGAAUUGUUAAUUAAGCAACAAACUAACAAACAAAAAAGCAGCAACAACAAAUAGAUUUCUAUAUACAUAUUAUAUACACAUAUAUAUAAGGAAAGAGGCGCUUGUGGCUUUUACUGUACUGGACAAAUGAGGGUUAAAACUUGAAGAUCAAGAAAAACAGUGGAAAAAAAGAAGCUAUUCUAUACGUCCACUGACAGACUUUCUUUCUCUUCCCCUCUUUCUCUUAUUCUCUCACCGUCUCUCUCAGCAAGCGCAGAACUAUGACUCUUGGAGGUCACUGAUGUUUCCAUUAGCAACAGUAGAACUGCAAAUCUUUCACCCCUAAGGGACCAAAGGACCAAACAUUUUUAUUGUUCUGAACAGUAAUAUAUAGUAUUAAUGAUACUAAUACUACAAACUACUACUAAUAAUAUUACAAGUUAAACUUAAGAAGAAUUACUAGCUUCAGGUUGAAAAAAAAAAGAGGAAAGGGGUUUUGGUUUCUUUUCCUUUUACAUUUAUAGCUACUGGGUUUGAGGAUAUUAAAACAAAACAGAAAAAAAAUGUUUAAAAAAAAUAAAGCUAUACUAUUUUAGUGGCGUAGAAUAUGUGGGUUAGACAUUGAUUCAGGCAUGUUCAGAUAUGUUAUUUUGGCACUCAUUGCUUCAUCUGCAUCACAGCAUUUCAUCUCGGACGUGUGAUCUGUCGGUGUUAUUGUGUCGGUAAAAAAAAAAAAACAGUCCUGUAGUGCCAAACGUGACGCAAUAAUAGCCUCUUAAACCAAACACUGCUGAUCUACAGAGUAUUUAGCUAUGUAAUGCAGCCUGUUCUUGUCACACACAUAUUGCACAUUGCAAUUCCAUAAUUGAAGUAAUUCCAUGUCAUCAUUAAAGCCUUGAUAUUAUAGAUAAUCUGACCAUAAAGCACUGUGGUAAAAGUGCCACCCGGCUGAGCUGGAUACGCAGCAGUUAAACAGCACAGCAUCUGUAACUGCUUAAUAAAAUAUACAAAUGAGCCUGACAGCAGUUGUAAAAAUUUCCAUCGGCGUGUCACAGUGGUCCAUGCCGGGUCGUGCCCUCUCCCGCUGCCAAGCUCCUCCAGCUGCUCUCAGCAGGCCAGAAGCAGACUCCCCUCCUCUUUCUCCUCCCCUCACCUCACCUCCAAGUGCCAGCAUAUCUCUCUCUUAAUAGGGACCAUCAGUUCACGGGGGCCAAGAGCUAACCCACUGCAUAAUUAGGAUAAUGAUAAUAUUGAUCAGAUGGGGAGCAGCGCCGCAGGGCAAGAGAUGCACAAUCAAUUACACAUUGGCAUUUUGAAUGAAUUGACUGAGUGACAGAGUCCAUUUUUUCCUCUCAGUUGUUGGAUGGGAGUCUUCUCUACCUCUCACUAUUACCCGGAGUGUCGGAGGGGACCCCGAAUCUGACAGAGGCAGCAUGUCCUGUGACGCACUUGGAAGGCACUUAUAUCUGUGUCGUUAUUGCAAAGAAGCAAAAAGGUGCAGAGGUUUACAUGGCUGUGACAGAUUCUGUAUUUAGUGUUUAGAGUCAAUUGUACGAGUUCUUCAGUGAAGAGCAGCUGUAUUUUUUUUUUUCUCCAAAGGGUAUAAUAGCACAGUAAGAGCUUGUACACAGUGAGAAACAGCCUGGCAUUACCAGCCUUAGGAGGUCAAAUUAAGAGCAAAAUGAUCCAUCAAUUAGACAGCAGCAGCCCUGCUACAGCUGCUGCUGCUUCAACAAGACAACAGCUUACCAUUAGCGCCGGUCACAAAUGGCUCCUAUACAGUGUGGUCACGACACAUCACACAGUAUCAGAUAUGAUUAAUUAACUAAACUAGCAUCAUCUGCGGUGAUGCUUUUACAAAGAGACACACGUACAGUGCAUCCGAGAUGAAAUCUGUUUUUCAUGACUUGUUUGCUUUUUUUCCAUUUCACUCUCAAAUUUGUUCAACUAACAUCCACUCAGUUGUCUUUUUAUUUGACAUUUUUUUCCCAUCAUGCCAUCCAUUGACGCAGUUUGCUCUGAAGCAGCUUGCCCCUCAGGACUCAGUAAGAACUCAGCGCUCUAAACUUUAGACACAUCAGUGCUUCAGUCAUCGAAUCACAAUGCUGUCUCUAUGGCCCCAUCCACACAUGUAGAGUUCACAAAACAGUACUACUAGGCCUCUGUAGUCUGGUACAACAAAUGCCAUCUCCAGAAUGGCUUCCCAGGUCCUGAUGACUGUAUCUUUUGUUUUUACCUUGGCUCGGCCACUGUAUGUGUAUGAUCACUGCUUCACAGGAUCAGUGUAAUUUCAAAGCGGGUGUUUAAUUUCUAGGAGACCAUUAACAAAUGUUGCUCUCAUUCACUGUAUAUUGUACUGUUGCAGGCAAUACUUAGAUGCUACAGAAAGAAAGUAUUUAAAAAUGCCUUUUCUCAUCAUGAAUUGCCAAAUUAUGCAAACAUAUCCACUGCAUUUCUUUAUCCUUUCCUUUAAAUAUGUGCCAGAUUCCUUGACAAUUUAAGCUGGUUUCCUAUAAAUGUGUUAAUUUUCAGGAAAUAUUGAUUAGUAGAAAGAAAUGUUUGAUUUUGUGAUGUAGUAUAGAGUAGGAGGUGGGUCAAUUCAGGCUGUAAUGAUAUAGAAUAGGGUUUUCCAGUGAAAAGGUUAGAUUUUAUAUUUAUUUGCCAGAAGACAGCUUCUUUUCCUCCUGGUGAGUUACUGUUAGUUUCCUCUCUCCUGUCAGGCCCCAGCAGCUUUAGGAAGCUGUGAUAUAUGCCCUCCUUUCCCCGGGCCAUACAGGGCCUUAUAAACCCACUCAAAAAUCUUCUUAUGAGAUUUCUACUAGAGAGUUUUUUAAAUUAUUAAAAUAAUUUAAUAAUAAAAAAAUAAUUUGGCCUUCACAACAGCUUGGGUAAUGCAAAUUAAAGAUGCCAGCUGUGGCUGAAACGUAAUGAGUUUGAAAAGAUGUUGAGUUAAUUUCAUUCUACCAAGAAGAAAAAUGAAAUUUGAUCGAAUGCAAUUAAAACAGUGAAGGUUUGUGGAUGGAGACAGUUUGCAUCUAGUGCAUAAUAAGCCUGAAUAUACAUAUCUUCUAUGGAAUUCAGAAAAGGGAAAGGAAAGUAAUGAAAUGACUGAAACCCAAAAAAUUCAUCGAGUUUAACAACAGUUUAACUAAAAAAGACAGGAAAUAGCAGCACUGAUUCCAAUAUUGUUACAAUUAAACUGCAUGUGGUCAAACUAAAGUUUAUCUUCUACAUUGUUUUCACUUUUGCAUCCUUUUGAAUCUUUUUUAUUUAUUUUUUUUAAAUAUUUGUCAUCCUACCAUGGUGCCCUUUCAAUCUCUGAGCAUGCUCAAUGGGGGCUGGGAGGGUUAAAGAUUAUGAUUAUGGUACUACUUGUAUUAACAAUAUGAUUCUUUAACUAUGGUUUGAAUGCUAAGGAUAGUAGCUUAUUAUAAAUAUGAAAUCUGUAUAGUAUGGAAAAUCAGCACAGGACCUUAUAAGUUAGGGUUUGAAAUGGGGGAGGGGUUGGGGGGUCGCUUUAUGAAGAUGUUAACUUUCUGGUUUCUCAGCACAAAGCAUACAAAAACAUAUAAACAGCAGUAUGAAGUCUGUGAAGAAGACUUUACUGACAUACAGGGCGCAAAAAGAGGAAUCUCAGUACUAUUCUUUAAACCUGGAGGAGAAAAUGACGUUUACAGGUUGUAUUGUUUUCCUUUCUUUUUAUUUAAAGGAGAGCGCCACCUGUUUUGUGGCAGCGUCAGUACAGCAUGGAUUAACUGACAGGGAAAGCAGUAUCUUUUUAUAAAAAAAAACUUUAAAAAAACUGUGUUCUGUAUUAGCCUGAGAAACCAAACGUUUUUCCCCUGUUGAAAUUUCUUAAUACUUGCUGCUUAGAUUACUUCAUAUUAAUGAUUGAUGAUUUAAUAAUUUUAUAAUUGAUUAUCGGGUCAAGUAUGUAACUUGAUGUUUAUUUAUUUAUCUAUUUAUUUUAUUUAUUAUUUAUUUAUUAAGCCACUUUUCUUUUCUUUAAUGGUUAUGGUAAGAUAAAGAUAUGUAUCAAAAAGAAACGCUUAUUGGGGCUUUUCUCUCUUUCUCUCCUUUUUUUCCAAUUUUACAAUAAAAAUUCGAACUGGA
Siniperca chuatsi (mandarin fish) is the source of this 6083-nucleotide messenger RNA. RefSeq names its product cugbp, Elav-like family member 5a (gene celf5a). The transcript is spliced from 12 exons. The record is from RefSeq and is a predicted model, not a curated record. Gene Ontology annotation, molecular function: mRNA binding. NCBI's taxonomy places the organism in Eukaryota, Metazoa, Chordata, Actinopteri, Centrarchiformes, Sinipercidae. The coding region runs from base 81 to 1670 and encodes 529 amino acids. Gene Ontology annotation, biological process: mRNA splice site recognition; regulation of alternative mRNA splicing, via spliceosome. Gene Ontology annotation, cellular component: ribonucleoprotein complex; cytoplasm; nucleus.